This is a messenger RNA of Notolabrus celidotus (New Zealand spotty), 2985 nucleotides long. RefSeq names its product A kinase (PRKA) anchor protein 8-like (gene akap8l). Gene Ontology annotation, molecular function: DNA binding. Gene Ontology annotation, cellular component: nucleus. The record is from RefSeq and is a predicted model, not a curated record. The coding region runs from base 132 to 2279 and encodes 715 amino acids. NCBI's taxonomy places the organism in Eukaryota, Metazoa, Chordata, Actinopteri, Labriformes, Labridae. The transcript has 13 exons.
AUCCUCCAUUAACUCAAGAGAAGAAGAAGAAGAGGCGAACAAUACUCUUGUUCUAUUCCCUGAAGGAGUCACACUGCUGGAGCUAACACUGCGUUUCUACAUCUAACUACCGCAGUAACACUCACGCAUUCAUGGACAACAGAGGCUACGGCUCGGGAUACUCCAGCUGGGGAGGUGGAGGGUCAGGCAGCAGAGGCUCUGGUGGUUUCGAUCUGUAUGGGGGAGGUUACAAAGACUCCAUGUCGGGGCUCGGUGGCUAUGGAGGAGGAGGGGGAGGAGGCGGAGGAGGAGGAGGGGGCCACAUGAAGAGGGGUCUCUCGGGAUCGUCCCUGCUCUCAUCAACGGGCACACAUGCAGAUGCGGUCAUUGCAAAGAUCAACCAGCGCCUGGACAUGCUCACUCAACUUGAAGGGGGCCUGAAAGGGACUCGUGGUGACAGGUAUGACCAGUACGAGUCAUUCGACUCGCGCACCUCCGCCCCCUCCUCCUUCCGAGAUCUCUACAGAUCUGGUGGCGGUAGCUAUGGUUAUGGCGAUGGCCGUGGGGACAACAUGCUGUUGGGACAGCGAGGAGGCUCGGGCUUCGGAGGGGGAAUUGGGCUAGGGGGAGGAGGAGGCUUUGAAAGCCCCUCCUCUUCCUAUGGAGUCGCUAAAAUGCGACAGAAUAUGAGGGAGUCCUUCAGCAAUGUCCAGGGAGGUUCUGGAGGAGGAGGAUGGGUCGGAGCGGGCCGACGUUCCCCCAGAAGGGGUGGAAGUGCCGGGGGUCGAGGAGCUGGAGGAGGGUUUGGAAACCGCAGGUCUGACCCGACUCCAUUAGGCGGAGGCGGGCGGGGAAGUGGUAGUGGUGGCGGCGGUGGCCAGUCCCACCAUGGCCACUCUCCAGGAGGUGGUAGAGGCAAGCUCCCAUCCCUCCUGUCCAACCGCAUGUACCCUGAGAGUGGGGGCUUCCACCAGGGCUCCAUUCAAGGCCCUCACGACUUUCCUGGGAGGCAUUUUGGAGGGGGCCCACGGGCAGGCCGCCAGCGAGGCCGCAAGAGACCCCUCAACAAACAGGUGAAACCUCAGCGGGAAGUCCAGAAGAAGAGGAAGCAGACGCCGACUGCAGGUGACGAGCCUGAGUCAAAGAUGAACAAGACAGAGAGUGAAGGGAUGGAAGCUCCCCAAGAAAAAGUUGAGAAGAACGGUGAAGCCAGUGAGCCCAAGGCCGCAGUGGAGGAGCCUGCUGCAGAGGGAGACAAAGCUCCAGCAAAACAGGAAGAAAAGAAAAGUCCUCAAGGAAAACAGACCUCGACCCCGGGCCAGGACAAGCACCCCAAAAUGAGGAAGAGAAGGGGCUUCCUGGAAAGGGUAAUGUUUGCAUGCUCUGUGUGCAAGUUCCGUUCGUUCUACAAGGAGGAAAUGGAGACUCAUCUGGAGAGUCGCUUCCACAAGGACAGCUUUAAGUUCCUGUCCAGCCAGCUGUCCAAGCCCACCACAGACUUCCUCCAGGAGUAUUUGCUGAAUAAGUUCAAGAAGACAGAGCAGAGGGUAGGCCAGCUGGAAAACCACAGCGCAGCCAUCUGCCAGGUCUACAAAGAGCAAGACCUCACAAGAGAUCUGGGAAUGGAGCACUUCAUGAGGAAAGUGGAGGCUGCACACUGUGCAGCUUGUGACCUUUUCAUUCCCAUGCAGCCCCACCUGAUCCAGAAACACAUCAAGUCUCCUGACCAUAACUACAACAGAAAGGGCAUGAUGGAGCAGUCCAAGAGGGCCAGUUUGUCUGUUGCUCGCAGCAUCCUCAACCACAAACUCAUUGGCAAGAAGCUUGAGAGCUACCUCAAGGGUGAAAACCCAUUCCUCGGCAACCAAGACGACCAGGACCCAGAGGACUCCAUGGUGAUGGACGUGUCUGAGCUGGAGUUGACCAAUGAGACAGCGGAUGGCCAGACAGACAAGACAGCAACAGAAGAACUGACCGCGGAGGAAGAGGCUGGCCAAGAGGCUGUUGAGGGUGAAGCGGCGGCGGCAGUAGUGGAGGAGGAAAAGAUGGAGGAGGAGGACGGGGAGCCUGUCGUGGAGGCAGAGGGAGAGGAGGAGCAGGGCAACCAGGAAGAGGAGGAAGGUUUUGAAGUCGGGGAAGAGGAAGAGGAGGGAUUCGUGGUUCAUGAUGAGAUUGGCGAAGAGGGAUUACCCGGCGAGGAAGAGGAGGAGGAGGAGGAUGAAGGAGUAGAGGGAGUAGCGGCAGCAGAGGGCGAUGAGGAAGCGGAGGAAGUUGAGGAAGUAGACGGGAAAGAUGAAUGACUUUCUCAGCACGGACCAGUUGAUGACCCUUUUAACCCCAUUUCAAUGCCAGGCGCAUCUUAAAGAAUAAACCUUCCUGCUCCUUCCAUUCUCCACCGUCUAAUGACUUUAAGCACGUCUUAUUUUUAUUUUGUUUUUAGUUCAAGAUUAGUUCUUAAUUUUGGGAAAUUCUCUUAUUCUCUUACCUUCUGAGUGUUACAAGAUUACAUUACUGUGUUAUAUUUUUCUACCCGCUCUCUUUUGGGGAUGUUGGUAGAAAGCAGACUUGAGGGAGCCAGCCAGUGGUCUACCCAAACUAUUUAUUUCCUCACUUGAACUCAGUCAGACAGCAAACAGGCGUAUUUCCCCGAACAUUUCUCCUUAAGACUUUUAUUUGUGCCUUUUGUUUAAAGUACUUUUUUUUUUUUUUAUUAUUCCCUUGCUUAGAGUUGCCUGAAAAUUCACAAGUAUUGUUGAGUGGAGGGAUAUUGUGUAUGUUUUCUUAUUAGCGUUAGCAUUCUGUCAGUGAUGAGCAUUGAUGAUGAUUUUCCAACUUCCUGGUACAAUGUAGAGCAGGUGUGGGAUUGAUAUUCUGCAGCUGAGAUGAUAACUGAGGACGCUGUGUCUAUGAAAUAUGGACUAUUCAUAAUUCAUAUCAACCAUGUAACUAUCUUGUUUCACUCUGAGUAGGAAAUAAACUUCUUGAAUAAAAAAAACGGUUUCAUCA